Notechis scutatus (mainland tiger snake) is the source of this 947-nucleotide messenger RNA. Lineage: Eukaryota; Metazoa; Chordata; Lepidosauria; Squamata; Elapidae. The record is from RefSeq and is a predicted model, not a curated record.
AUGGAGUUGCUGGGCCUGGUGGUUCCCGGAGACUCGAUCAACGGAAGCACACCCGAGGGAAAACCGAGCUCCGUUGACCCCGAGCUGCUGAACAUGACAGCCGAGGAGCUGCGUACGAGAUACCUGGGCCCUCGCCGCUCGGGUUUCUUUGUCCCCGUCUGCACCACCUACCUGCUGAUUUUCGCAGUGGGGGCCGUGGGCAACAUUAUAACCUGCGUGGUCAUCAUCCGUCAUCGCUUUAUGCGGACGCCCACCAACUACUACCUGUUCAGCUUGGCUGUCUCGGACCUGCUGGUGCUUCUCCUCGGCAUGCCGCUGGAGCUCUACGAGAUGUGGAGCAACUACCCCUUCCUCUUAGGGGCCGGGGGCUGCCGCUUCAAGACCCUGCUCUUCGAGGCCGUCUGCUUUGCCUCCGUCCUCAAUGUGACGGCCCUCAGCGUGGAGCGCUACAUCGCCGUGGUCCACCCUCUGAAGGCCAAGUACAUGGUGACCAAGAAGCACGCCCAGAAGGUCAUCGUCACAGUGUGGCUCUUCUCUGUUGUCUGUUCCAUCCCCAACACCAGCCUACACGGGAUACAGACCCUCUAUGUGCCAGGAUGGGGGCCGGUUCCCGACUCGGACACCUGCACGCUGGUGAAGUCCCCCGUGGUCUACAACCUCCUCAUCCAGCUCACCACCAUCCUCUUCUUCUUCAUCCCCAUGGCCGUCAUCAGCGUCCUCUACCUGCUCAUCGGGUUGCAGCUGCGGAAGGAGAAGCUGCUGGAGGCUCUGGAGGCCAAAACAGGAAGCCGCUCGGACUACUGGAGUGCCCAUCUCCAGCAGAAGAAAGCACGCCGGAGGCAGGUGACCAACAUGCUGUCGGCUCAUAUUCCCGCGUCCAUGUCCGCAGGCGGCUAUGCGCGUCUGCCAGAUCCUGGGCCGUUGUACCCCAUCCCUCCGGAUAACUG